This is a messenger RNA of Onychostruthus taczanowskii (white-rumped snowfinch), 3085 nucleotides long. It is a transcript of the gene PSMD4, whose product is annotated as proteasome 26S subunit ubiquitin receptor, non-ATPase 4. Gene Ontology annotation, biological process: phosphatidylinositol metabolic process; proteasome-mediated ubiquitin-dependent protein catabolic process. Gene Ontology annotation, molecular function: phosphatidylinositol kinase activity; polyubiquitin modification-dependent protein binding. The transcript has 25 exons. Gene Ontology annotation, cellular component: proteasome regulatory particle, base subcomplex; nucleus; cytosol. NCBI's taxonomy places the organism in Eukaryota, Metazoa, Chordata, Aves, Passeriformes, Passeridae. The record is from RefSeq and is a predicted model, not a curated record. Bases 78 to 3008 code for a protein of 976 amino acids.
AGGCCUUGGUGAGCACGCGGCGGCGCCGCCGGGGCUCGGCCUCGUCCUGCUCCGAGCCCGGCUCGUCGCCCUCGUCGAUGUCGAAGUCCGAGUCCACCUCGUCAUCGCUGUCCGAGUGCUCGCCGCGGUACUCGUCAUCCCCCGACUCCUGGAACGCGGGAAUGCCGGGAAUGACGGGAAUGACGGGAUCGGGAACACCGGGAUCGCGCCCGGGGUCCCCGCGGGGCUCGUUGUGCCCGGACUCCGAGGGAUCCAACACCUUCAAAAAGUCCUUGACUCCUGAGAUGCCGGGAGGAUCCCAGACCAUCCGGAAAGGCCACAGAGGAGUGGAUUCCACGGGAGAAACCACCUACAAAAAGACCACGUCGUCGGCGCUGAAGGGCGCCAUCCAGCUGGGCAUCACGCACACCGUGGGCAGCCUGAGCACCAAGCCCGAGCGCGACGUGCUCAUGCAGGACUUCUACGUGGUGGAGAGCAUCUUCUUCCCCAGCGAGGGCAGCAACCUGACCCCCGCCCACCACUACAACGACUUCCGCUUCAAGACCUACGCGCCCGUGGCCUUCCGCUACUUCCGGGAGCUCUUUGGGAUCCGCCCCGACGACUACCUGUACUCGCUGUGCAGCGAGCCCCUCAUCGAGCUCUCCAACUCGGGCGCCAGCGGCUCGCUCUUCUACGUCUCCAGCGACGACGAGUUCAUCAUCAAAACCGUGCAGCACAAGGAGGCCGAGUUCCUGCAGAAGCUCCUGCCCGGCUACUACAUGGUGAGAGCGCCCGGAAUUCCAGAGAUUCCUGGGAAUUCCCGGCCCUGGGAAUGCGGGAAAUCCCGGAGGAGCGCCCCCCCGUGGGGCUGGGCUCUCGUCCCCCUGGGUGUGAGCCCUUUCCCAGCCCAAAACACCGUGGAAAACACCAAAAAAAUCCAUGGAAAACUGCUCUCGUCCCCCUGGAUAAAAAAACUUGUGGACCUCAUGAGUUCCAGUGCAAAAACAACAACUGCAUUCCAGAUCACUGGAGAUGUGACAGCCAGAAUGAUUGUGGAGAUAAUUCUGAUGAAGAAAACUGUACCUGGACCAGGCCCAGCGCGAGCGCGCGGCCGCCGGCUGGGGUUUGGAUGGACUGGGAUUUACUGGGGUUUACUGGGGUUUACUGGGAUGGUCUGGGCUGGGCAGAGAGCGCUCUACUCCACGGCCAUGGAGUCCAUCCAGGGGGAGGCACGCCGGGGGGGCACCAUCGAGACUGAAGACCAGAUGGGCGGAAUUCCCGCCCGGAAUUCCCGGGGGGAGCGGCUGCUGCUCUACAUCGGCAUCAUCGACGUCCUGCAGUCCUACAGGUUCGUGAAGAAGCUCGAGCACUCCUGGAAGGCCCUGGUGCACGAUGGGGACACGGUGUCCGUGCACCGGCCCAGCUUCUACGCCGAGCGCUUCCAGCGCUUCAUGUGCCACACGGUGUUCCGCAGGAUCCCACUGAAGGCCUCGCCGUCCAAGAAGAGCCGGGGCGGCGGCGCCGUUCCCAGGAGGAGCUGCCAGGGGGGGAUCCCGCUCCCGAACCAGCUCCCGGCCGCGGGGGACGCCCGGGCCCCGCCGGGCGCCGAGCCGGACCUGGAGCAAGGCUCCCGGCCGGAUCUGCUGCCGCGCUCGGUGCCGGACGCCGGCGGAGCCUCGGUGGCGCCGUCCCUGUCCCUGUCCCUGUCCCCGUCCCUGUCCAGCCCCUCCCUGGGCAGCGCCGGCGCCUCCCCCCCCAGCAGGUCCGUGGGGGUGGAGGUGCACCCGGGGCCCGGCGCGGCUCCCGCCCCCUCCCUGCCCAGCGGAUCCCCCGGCCCCUCCCUGCCCCUGGAGCUGGAGGAGCUGCAGGAGACCGAGAUCAGCUUCGAAGGAGCCAAGAUGGUUCUGGAGAGCACCAUGGUGUGCGUGGACAACAGCGAGUACAUGCGGAACGGGGACUUCCUGCCCACGCGGCUGCAGGCGCAGCAGGACGCCGUGAACAUCGUGUGCCACUCCAAAACCCGCAGCAACCCCGAGAACAACGUGGGGCUCAUCACCCUGGCCAAUAACUGCGAGGUGCUGACCACGCUGACCCCGGACACCGGGCGCAUCCUGUCCAAGCUGCACACGGUGCAGCCCAAGGGCAAAAUCACCUUCGGCACCGGCAUCCGCGUGGCCCACCUGGCGCUGAAGCACCGGCAGGGCAAGAACCACAAGAUGAGAAUCAUCGCCUUCGUGGGCAGCCCCGUGCACGACAGCGACAAGGACCUGGUGAAGUUGGCCAAGCGCCUCAAGAAGGAGAAGGUCAACGUGGACAUCAUCAACUUUGGGGAGGAGGAGGCCAACACGGAGAAGCUGACGGCGUUCAUCACGGCGCUCAACGGCAAGGACGGCAGCGGCUCGCACCUGGUGACGGUGCCGCCGGGGCCCAGCCUGGCCGACGCCCUCAUCAGCUCCCCCAUCCUGGCGGGCGAGGGCGGCGCCAUGCUGGGCCUGGGCGCCUCCGACUUCGAGUUCGGGGUGGAUCCCAGCGCUGACCCCGAGCUGGCUCUGGCGCUGCGCGUGUCCAUGGAGGAGCAGCGGCAGCGGCAGGAGGAGGAGGCGCGCAGGGCGGCCGCCGCCUCGGCUGCCGAGGCCGGGAUCGGCGCCGCCGGGGGCGAUGAGUCGGACGAGGCCCUGCUCAAGAUGACCAUCGGGCAGCCGGAGUUCGGCCGCGCGGGGCUGCCGGACCUGAGCUCCAUGAGCGAGGAGGAGCAGAUCGCCUACGCCAUGCAGAUGUCCCUGCAGGGCGCCGAGUUUGCCCAGGCCGAGGCGGCCGAGGUGGACAGCGGAGCGGCCAUGGACACGUCCGAGCCCGCCAAGGAGGAGGACGACUACGACGUGAUGCAGGACCCCGAGUUCCUGCAGAGCGUGCUGGAGAACCUGCCCGGCGUGGACCCCAACAACGAGGCCAUCCGCAACGCCAUGGGCUCGCUGGCCUCGCAGGCGGCGCGCGAGCAGCGCGAGCGCAAGGACGAGGAGAAGAAGUGAGCCCGGGAAUGAAUGGCGGGAAUGGCGGGGCCGGGAGAGCUCCGCGGGAUGUGGGAGCAAUAAACGGAAUUUCUCCA